AUGAAAGCAGAUCCCACAGCUGACGUACAGGGCAAGGAUUUUCCUGGGGAAUUCCCGUUCUGCCCACCAGCCAAGGGGAACGGUUCUGAUACUGUUGCAAUAGACUCCCUGUGCCUGUUCGUUGCGGUGGCCUUGUACUUGUUACGUACUCAGAUCUCAGGUGGAUUGGAUCCCACAGCUGACGUACAGGGCAAGGAUUUUCCUGGGGAAUUCCCGUUCUGCCCACCAGCCCAAGGGGACGGUUCUGAUACUGUUGCAAUAGACUCCCUGUGCCUGUUCGUUGCGGUGGCCUUGUACUUGUUACGUACUCAGAUCUCAGGUGUUUGGGUUCGUUCGCGCAAAAGUUUUCUCCUCAUUCAGAAAAAUGUUGCGUCUCUGUUUCUGAAGAUUUUUUAUUCUGUUUUAUUUCAUCAGCUGACUCGAGGGAAAAUGGUGACGACAGCAGUGCCCGAGGAGGAGGACGAGGACGACCAAGGAAGGCGCUCACGUUGCCUCGAAGAUUUCACUCAAGGGAGAGCCCCGAGUUACCCGGAAAGCGUUACCCAAGGGAGUGAACGAAGCUACCCGCGACAAACGACCGGAAUGAGGAAAUCAAGUUGCGUAGGACAACACAUCGCCCGAGAAAGCAACCCAAGCCCUUCCGAAUCUUUGGCCGGAGAGAGUAAGCGAAGUUAUCCCGGUAGCUUUACUCAGGAAAGUAAGCCUAGUUUCUCUCUCCAGGGAAGUGAACUAAAUUACCCCAGUUACUCUGAGAAUUUUGACCAAGAGGACAGCUCCAACGACAGGGUAAUGAGUAAGGAUGCCAUGGGUGACCCUGGUAGAAAAGGGUGUGAGAUCGCGUGCGUCCAGUGUUCCGUGUCGAAUCAACCUGAAGGAUAUUCGGCUUCCCUGGAGCGCUCCUGUGCACGACGCUGCCCCUGUGUGUGCCACGUGGCCGAAGUCCCUCCCAGUGACGCCAGAGACUCCCCAGAGGGCGCCCAAGGCAGCCCCAGAGGCCACGAAAUCAACCCUUCGGCCGUGGGACUCCCGGGGCCUCCGCCUUCGACUCGCGCCUUUGCGUUCGCGGAGCACGAGCCGUCCUCGUCCUGCCCUGCCUCCCUGAACUGGGCGCCCGAGCCCCCGGGGGACGCAGGGACGGGGAAGGACCUCACCCUCAGGGAAUACCUGGUGGAGCUCGAACGGAUUCGGAAUCCCCAGGACUCUGGCGGCGACGUGGAGAAGAGGAGUCGCCGAAGGAACUGCAUCAUUCUUAUAGUGUUUAUCAUUUGCAUAAACGUUACCAUCGGCCUUAUCCGGGGUCUGGGGGGGCUGCCGGGCGUGACGGACGAGUGACUCAUCGGCGUUGCUUAUGAGUCAGGACACUCACAACCACGGCGCUGAGCUAAUGGGGUGAAAUAACGAGAGCGGGGAAAGAAACGAAAGUAAAAAUUAAGAAAAUGAGACCGAUUACGUAACGCAAGCAAAAUAUGAGAACAAUACCCGAGCAUUUCUAUCGUUGAGAUGAAUUUGCCCCUAAAAAUAGAUCCUUAUGCACCCACUGGCAUCCGAAACCACACCUUACCAAACCCUUCUACAAAGAGGUGUUUUCUGUCACAAAUAACCAGGUGUUGGGACCGCAUUGCACGGAGCUCUGCAAACCUGUCGAGGGAAUUGCCAAAUACCACGACUUGCGGCCGAUUAGCGCGGACCAAAACACCCUUCGUUCUAACACACGCUUUUUUUUGCCGAGACGCGCAGCUAAACUAACAUCUUUGUACCUGUAUUAAUUCUU
Molecule: messenger RNA, 1771 nt
Organism: Penaeus vannamei (Pacific white shrimp)
Lineage: Eukaryota; Metazoa; Arthropoda; Malacostraca; Decapoda; Penaeidae
Source: RefSeq, a predicted model, not a curated record